UUACGGCGCGAACGUCCUGUAUAUGCAAAAUGUGAGGUUAUAAAUGUCGUGUCGUGCCUAAACGUUAUAACUCGAAUAACUUCCAUUUAACCAUUUGAUAUUUAAUAUACUAUUGUAUUUUAUCGUAGUGGAAAAUUGCUAAAAAUCAAAAAAUAUUUCAAAAUACAUUUCGAAAUUAAAUUAUCAUACAAACACUUCGUGAUAGCAACUGAUCUAUUUGAACAAAGAUAAUAAAUUGAGAUAAAUGUACAUUGGCAGGUAGCAUCAAAAACAUUCCAAAUUGUGUAUUGCUGCUGACGAAUUAGGAUUUUGUUGCAGUCAAAUAUGGCUGAUGAGUUCAUGCAUGCAGUACGAAGUGGAAGUAUACAAAAAGUACAAUUAUUAUUAAAAGAUGGAGUUAAUAUUAAUGCAACUUAUUUGUAUGGUGAGACAGCAUUAACGAUGGCAUCAUUGAGAGGACAUCUCAAAAUUGUUCAAGAACUGCUAAGGAAUAAUGCAGAUGUUAAUGUAGUUAAUGAAUAUGGCAGCACAGCAUUAAUGACGGCAUCAAUGAAAGGACAUCAUGAUGUUGUUCAAGAACUGAUCAAGAAUAAUGAAGAUGUAAAUGUAGUUGGUAAAAAUGGUAACACAGCAUUGAUGAGGGCAUCGAUAGAAGGACAUCUUGACAUCGUACAAGAACUGAUCAAGAAUAAUGCAGAUAUUAAUGUAGUUGAUAGAGAUGGCAACACAGCAUUAAUGAGGGCAUCGAUGCAAGGACAUCUCAAAAUUGUUCAAGAACUGAUCAAGAAUAAUGCAGAUGUGAAUAUAGUUGAUAGAGAUGGCAACACAGCAUUAAUGAGGGCAUCGAUGGAAGGACAUCUCAAAAUUGUUCAAGAACUGUUACGGAAUAAUGCAGAUGUUAAUGUAGUUAAUAAAGAUGGCAACACAGCAUUAAUGUUGGCAUCAAUGCAAGGACAUCUCAAAAUUGUUCAAGAACUGCAAAAACACUUUGAUAAUGCCAGCUUGGUUAAUCAUGCUAAUAUACCAUCUCUCAUAGUCACGUCACUAAAUAAUUAUGUGGAAAUGGUAGAAAGAUUGCUAAAAUAUGGGGACAAUAUCAGAGAAUCAUUUCAAAAUUAUACAGAGCUGAUUUGGGCUUCAGGUAAUGAACUUCAUGGAAUUGUACUAAAUUUCCUUAAGAAAAAUGAUAAAACCAACUUAGUUAAAAUACAUAACUGUACAUCACUGAUAUGUGCAACACUUUGUGUGCAUCUUGCAAUGAUUGAGGAAUUAUUAAAACACGGUGGGUCUGACAUCGCAUCGUUAAAAAAUUCGCCAAGUGUUGUUCAGGAACUUUUCACAUGUAUUGCCAAUCUGAAGGUAGAUGUCGAUGGUGGUAAUAUAUGUGUUGUAAUGGAAUCAAUUAAAAAAGGAUUUGAUGAUCUACAUGAGCGUAUGGUAAAAAAGUAUGUUAAUUGCAGUAAAGUUUCCCAAGAGGGCAGAAUAUUAUUUGAAUGGACAUCAUUAAGAAACUAUCUUGAUUUUAUGAAUGAAUUGUUACAAAAUUCGAUAAAUAUUGAAACAGUUAAUACAACAGGCUAUACCAUGUUAUCAACGGUGUCAUCACAAGUACACCUUCAAAUUGUUGAAAAAAUUGCAAACUACAAUGAAGAGGAUAAAAUACUGAAACACCACCAUACCACGUUAAUCAACUGCAUAAACCACAUUUAUCUUGUUGUUUUACAAGUAUUUGAGGGAAGCAUUGCAGAGAAAUUUGUUUUAAAUAUAUAAUCAAUUCAGAUCAAGAACAGUUGCCAUCAUCACUUCUAUGUUAUAUGCAACCGCAAAACAAUUUUGUAAAUAACAUUAACUAAGAGGGACGAAAAAACAAGUAUUUUUAAUUAAUGCUGGACCAUCAGUUCGCGUGAAAUCAUACAAAUAAAAAAUAGUAUUACAAUA
Molecule: messenger RNA, 1938 nt
Organism: Dalotia coriaria
Lineage: Eukaryota; Metazoa; Arthropoda; Insecta; Coleoptera; Staphylinidae
Product: ankyrin repeat domain-containing protein 29-like
Exons: 2
Coding region: 325-1770 (481 amino acids)
Molecular function (GO): protein binding
Source: RefSeq, a predicted model, not a curated record